This is a messenger RNA of Salvia miltiorrhiza (redroot sage), 458 nucleotides long. RefSeq lists its product as uncharacterized. Bases 63 to 272 code for a protein of 69 amino acids. NCBI's taxonomy places the organism in Eukaryota, Viridiplantae, Streptophyta, Magnoliopsida, Lamiales, Lamiaceae. The transcript has a single exon. The record is from RefSeq and is a predicted model, not a curated record.
AAAACCGAAGCAAAGCAUCGUUUUCAAAAUCGUGGAGGAAUUGAUCCAAGGCAGAGGCAAGGAUGUUGGAUUGGGCUCCGAUUCUAAUCGGGUUGUUCCUAUUCGUUCUUCUGUCUCCGGGGGUCCUGUUUCAGAUACCGGGCUGUACCCGACCCGUCGAGUUCGGCAACUUCACCACCAACGGCAAGGCGAUCAUGAUCCACACUCUCAUUUUUUUUGGAAUUUUUACUAUUCUCAUUAUGGCAUUGCGUCUUCACAUAUACAUGGGCUAGCUACCUCUAUUUAUGUAAUUAUAUAUUUUUUUACUAAUUUUUUCAUCUAUAUAUAUGUUUUUGUAAGUCUGUUUAAAUGGAGCAAAUUGUGGCAUGCAUCUUCAUUAUCUAGCUCCUAUGGGUGUUGUUAUUUGAGAUAUUGUAAUUUCAAGGACAAUUUUUAGAUUUGCCACAAUAUUUUUGCAA